Molecule: messenger RNA, 2491 nt
Organism: Myotis lucifugus (little brown bat)
Lineage: Eukaryota; Metazoa; Chordata; Mammalia; Chiroptera; Vespertilionidae
Gene: TXNRD1
Product: thioredoxin reductase 1
Exons: 14
Coding region: 54-1811 (585 amino acids)
Biological process (GO): cellular response to oxidative stress; glutathione metabolic process; cell redox homeostasis
Cellular component (GO): cytosol; mitochondrion
Molecular function (GO): thioredoxin-disulfide reductase (NADPH) activity; flavin adenine dinucleotide binding; glutathione-disulfide reductase (NADPH) activity
Source: RefSeq, a predicted model, not a curated record
GGCUGUGUUUACCAGCCUCUCAUGUUAGACCUUUUGUACAGACCGUCAGGGUGAUGCAGACUUGUCCCCACUGUUGCUGGUUUCCAGGUGUUCUGCCUUGCAUCCCUGGGCCAUCAUGUGUACCUGCUAUGCUGCCAAGGGGCAGCCACAGUGCUGCGCCUCCCCCUCCUCCUCCUCUUCCUCCGCCAUCACCACCACCUUCCUCUAUUGCACCCCCUUCCACAUCCCAAGCAUCCUGUUCUACUGACCCCAAGCUCAGCCUUUCACCCUCAACAUCUGAGGCUUAUCAAGAGGGCAGUCUUCAAAAGCUACUAAAAAUGAAUGGCUCUGAGGAUCUUCCCGGGACCUACGACUAUGAUCUCAUCAUCAUCGGAGGGGGCUCAGGAGGACUGGCAGCUGCUAAGGAGGCAGCCAAAUAUAACAAGAAGGUGAUGGUCCUGGAUUUUGUCACUCCAACUCCUCUUGGAACUAAAUGGGGUCUCGGAGGAACAUGUGUGAAUGUGGGAUGCAUACCGAAGAAGCUGAUGCACCAAGCAGCUUUGUUAGGACAAGCCGUGCGAGACUCUCGGAACUAUGGAUGGAAUGUUGAGGAGAAAGUUGGACAUGACUGGGGGAAAAUGACAGAAGCUGUGCAGAAUCACAUUGGCUCUCUGAACUGGGGCUACCGCGUGGCUCUGCGGGAGAAGAAAGUCACCUAUGAGAAUGCAUAUGGGCAGUUUGUGGGGCCUCAUAGGAUUAAGACAACGAAUAACAAAGGCAAAGAAAAAAUUUAUUCAGCAGAGAGAUUUCUCAUUGCUACCGGUGAAAGGCCACGUUACUUGGGCAUCCCUGGUGACAGAGAAUACUGCAUCAGCAGUGAUGAUCUUUUCUCCUUAUCUUACUGCCCGGGCAAGACCCUGGUGGUCGGAGCAUCCUAUGUCGCUUUAGAAUGUGCUGGGUUUCUUGCUGGCAUUGGUUUAGAUGUCACUGUUAUGGUACGAUCCAUUCUCCUUAGAGGAUUUGACCAGGACAUGGCCAACAAAAUUGGUGAACACAUGCAAGAACAUGGUGUCAAGUUUAUAAAACAAUUUGUACCAAUAAAGGUUGAACAAAUUGAAGCAGGGGCACCAGGCCGACUCAAGGUGGUAGCUAAGUCCACCAAUAGUGACAAAAUCAUCGAAGGAGAGUACAAUACGGUAUUGCUGGCAAUAGGAAGAGAUGCUUGCACAAGAAAAAUUGGCUUAGAAGCCGUGGGUGUAAAGAUAAAUGAAAAGAACGGAAAAAUACCUGUCACGGAUGAAGAGCAGACCAAUGUGCCUUACAUUUAUGCCAUUGGCGAUAUUCUGGAGGGGAAGCCGGAGCUCACCCCUGUAGCCAUCCAGGCGGGAAGGUUGCUGGCUCAGAGGCUCUACGCUGGCUCCACUGUCAAGUGUGACUAUGAAAAUGUUCCAACAACUGUAUUUACUCCUUUGGAAUAUGGUGCUUGUGGUCUUUCUGAAGAAAAAGCUGUGGAAAAAUUUGGGGAAGAAAAUAUUGAGGUUUACCAUAGUUACUUUUGGCCAUUGGAAUGGACGGUUCCAUCAAGAGAUAGCAACAAGUGCUACGCAAAAAUAGUCUGUAAUAUGAAAGACAGUGAACGUGUUGUGGGCUUCCACAUACUGGGUCCAAACGCUGGAGAAGUUACACAAGGCUUUGCAGCCGCGCUCAAGUGUGGACUGACCAAGCAGCAGCUGGACAGCACCAUUGGGAUCCACCCCGUCUGCGCAGAGGUAUUCACGACUCUGUCGGUGACCAAGCGCUCCGGGGGGAGCAUCCUGCAGGCUGGCUGCUGAGGUUAAGCCCCAGUGUGGAUGCUGCUGCCAAGACUCCAAACCACCGAGGUGUUUCCUUGCCCAAGUCCAAGGUGAAGUUUUCAGGAAGCUUCUUUGGCUUCAACACCUAUGUGUCCUGGGCCUGAAUCACCCGAGGCACCCUUGGAUCUUAUGGGUAGGAGGUGGUGAGUGGAAGGCGGGCAGCAUCACACUGGGGUCACCAUGACGGACUCGAAACUGACCUUCGGCAGUGCAUCGUAGGGUGCGUCCAUGAAGUCACUGGCCUGAAGCCCCCGCGGUGGGCCGUGAUGGAACUACUGGCGAAGCAGUUUUAGCAAGACUCUUUCUGUGGGUUUCUUAUCCUCUUUGCCAAACUUCUGUUGUUGAUUACUGUUUUCUAUUUUCUCCAAGGUGUUAAUGAUACUAGAGAUGAAAAAAAAUGUUAGCGCUCGAUUUUUUCCAAAGCAAGUCUUGGCUCGAGUAUGCUCAUGGCUGCCUUGUUGCUUGGGAGGUAUGGUUUGGCUCACUUGGAGGCUGAUAGGCUCGUCCCAUGAUCCAGAACUGCCCUGGGGCUCAAAUGUUCUGUUCUACUCGACUGACCUGUUCAGUGUCUCCCCUAACAAGUUACAUGUUCAAGCAAGUAAAUGUGUGGUCGGCUCUGGCCAAAUCUGCCCCCUAUGUUCCAUCACUAGUUACUGUUU